AUGAGAUGUGUUGCACUUAUUCUUAAUCUCCUUGUGCAAUACGGUAUUAAGGAUGCUUCUGUGUCUGUGGAUCGAGUUAGAGGUGCUGUGAGGUAUAUAAGAGCAUCACCAUCGAGGUUGACAAAAUUCAACCAACGGGUAAAAGAAGAAAUGAUAGAUAGUAAGGCUCAAUUGUGUUUAGAUGUGCCUACUAGAUGGAACUCAACAUAUAUGAUGUUAAAGGUGGCUGAAAAAUAUGAGCGUGCAUUUGAAUCAUAUGUACUUGUUGACCAUAAUUUUUUUCUUGAUCUUACUGCUGGAGAUGGAGUUCCUACAUUUGAUGAUUGGGAAAUUGUUCGAAGAGUUAUAAAAGUAUUGGAGCCUUUUUAUCAUCUUACAUUGAAGGUGUCCGGAUCUUUGCAUGUUACCUCUCAUUCACUUUUUGAAGUAUUGACGGAUGUACAUUGCCUUUUUGAUGGGUGGCAAGAUUGUGGAGAUCUAGACAUAAUUUCUAUGACUUCCAAAAUGAGAGAGAAAUAUAAUAAGUAUUGGGGUGAAGGAAACAAGAUCAACAUGCUAGUUUACUUGGCAGUCAUCUUUGAUCUACGAUGUAAAAUGAGUUUUUUGGACUUUGGAGUCAACUUGCUUUUUCCUAAUGUUGCUAAUGACAUUAUGAAAAUGAUUGAUAAAGAAUUGCAUUGCUUGUUCAAUGAGUAUUCUUCUAAUGCCGGGAGAAUUGAAUUGUUUGAAGGUAGAUUUAGUUCUUCAACUAAUCUUUGCAGUUCAAUGGAAAUAGAUCAGUCAGAAAUGAAAACGGGCUUGGCCAAACAAAAAUACCUUAAGAAGAAAAAACAAGUUGGAUUAGAAAGCAAAUCUGAGUUGGAUAGAUAUUUGGGUAAGGAUGAAAAAGUAAACAAUUCAAGUUCAUUUGAUUUACUAUUAUGGUGGAAAAUGAACAGUCCUAGAUUCCCUAUUCUUGCACAAAUGGCUCGAGAUAUUCUUGCUAGUCCUAUCUCAAUAGUUGCCUCGGAAAGUGCAUUUAGCAAGGGUGGACGUGUUCUCGAUAGUUUUAGAAGUUCUCUAACUCCUCUCAUGGUCGAGGCUUUAGUUUGCACACAAGGUUGGCUUUGGAAAUCUAGUGAUGCCAUCAAUCUUGAAGAUUAUGUUGAUGAACUUCAAAUCAUGGAAGACGAUUUAUUCAAAAUACCCGAAGAUCAAGAAGAUGUUUCAAGAUUAUCAACGGUGAUUGAAGCACAAGAAGAAAGUUAA
Messenger RNA from Gossypium arboreum, 1248 nucleotides. RefSeq names its product zinc finger BED domain-containing protein RICESLEEPER 2-like. Gene Ontology annotation, molecular function: DNA binding; protein dimerization activity. The record is from RefSeq and is a predicted model, not a curated record. The transcript has 3 exons. Lineage: Eukaryota; Viridiplantae; Streptophyta; Magnoliopsida; Malvales; Malvaceae. Bases 1 to 1248 code for a protein of 415 amino acids.